AUGUGUCCGGAUGAGUUUGAAUUUGAGAAAACGUUGGGCACAGGGGCCUUUAGCAAGGUUUUGGUUGCGCGUUACAUCCCGACCGGGGUGCGAUAUGCCGUUAAGCUCAUCUCCAAGCGCAAAAUCCUGACCGCCCCUUCAGAUGAGGAGAGGAAUCGCAUGGCUGAGGUGGCGCGAAGAGAAACGCAUAUGCUUCUUAUGUGUAACCACCCGAAUAUAGUGUGUUUUCUUGCCUCGAUGCAAACACCAGAUGAUCUUAUGUAUGUGACGGAAUUGUGCGAGGGAGGGGAGCUCCUUUACGCCAUUACAUCACGCCAAAAAUUACCUCUUGAGGCCGCACGUUAUGUUUUGGCAGAACUUUUUUCUGCAGUUUGGUACUUGCAUUAUGCGCCUAAAAAGAGUCUUCCAAUCAUCCCCAAUGCACCUCUGAAACCAAUUACAAUUUUGCAUCGGGAUAUCAAGCCAGAAAAUAUUAUGCUUACAAGCACCAAGCAUAUUAAGCUCAUUGAUUUUGGCACGGCCGUAGUAUGCCAAUCCGUUGAUGAGCGUCCAGAGGGUGAACAAGGUAGUAAAGGUCGUGCCCAAACCUUUUGUGGUACCACGCAUUAUAUGUCGCCUGAGCUGUUACAAGACAAUUAUACAUGUACUGCCUCUGACUACUGGGCGUGUGGUUGUGUAUUAUAUCACAUGUUGGUCGGGAAACGUCCCUUUGGUGAGCCAACAGAAUAUCUUCUUAUAAAAAGCAUACUUGAGAAGGAGCCUUGUUACCCUGAGGACUUGGAUGGCGAUGCGAAGGAUUUGAUAUCAAAGCUCCUUUUAAAAAACCCAGCUCAGCGUCCUGGGAUGGAAGAAGUAAAAGGGCAUCCCUUCUUUGAGAAAGUUGAUUUUGAUACUCUUACAACGACGGACGUGGAGCGCUUUUGGGUUCGCAAGGUGGAAUGGGUGGAUGACUCGACAGUUAGCUUUUGCAAGGAAUGUGGUACAUACUUUGGAUUUUGGAGACGGCGACACCACUGUCGGAGGUGCGGGAAUGUGUUCUGUAACUCAUGUUCGUCUAAAACUAGUGUCAUUCCGGAGUCACUAUACACAAACCCAGAGAGAGUAUGUAACAGCUGUUUUAAUGAGGUCCAUAAUGCUUGA
Trypanosoma rangeli is the source of this 1140-nucleotide messenger RNA. Its product is annotated as putative protein kinase. The record is from RefSeq and is a predicted model, not a curated record. Bases 1 to 1140 code for a protein of 379 amino acids. Gene Ontology annotation, molecular function: metal ion binding; ATP binding; protein serine/threonine kinase activity. The transcript has a single exon. Gene Ontology annotation, biological process: peptidyl-serine phosphorylation; intracellular signal transduction. Lineage: Eukaryota; Euglenozoa; Kinetoplastea; Trypanosomatida; Trypanosomatidae.